GCGGGGCCCAGGCCGGAGCAGGAGCCGCGCGCCGCACCCGCUGAACCAGAGUUUGUAUUUAGAGCACCAAUCAAAAUAAGCAAGCCUGGGGAACUUCAUGAGGAAUAUGAAAGUCUGAGAAAGCUGAGAGAAGAAAAGUUACAAGAGGAGAAAACCUCUGAAGAUCACAUCCACAAAUUGUUACCAGAGGAAACAGAAACAGGGAAAAGGAAAACAGAUGAACAAAAAAAAAGAGACGAACCAUUAGUAUUAAAAACAAACUUGGAGCAUUGUCCUGCACGUCUCUCAGAUUCAGAGAAUGAAGAACCUUCCCGAGGCAAGAUGACCCAAACUCAUCGAUCCGCAUUUGUUUCCAAGAACAGCUCUUAUUCCUUAGCUUUCUUGACAGGGAAUCUAAAUUCCAAGGUGGAGAGGAGUCAGAGCUGCAAUGACACUGCACAGGACAGAGUGAAGAGCAGACUCAGAGCAGCACCAACUAGCAAAGUCAAGGUCACAACUAUGACUCCAGCCUCCAACCCCAUCAUUGGUGUUCUGUUGUCCACUCAGAACAAUCGCUGCCUCUCAGCCCCGGACUUAACUAUUGAAAAGCGCCUGCCCUUCAGUUCCCUCUCUUCCUUGGCUUCCCUGCACAAGCCAGAGCGCUCCAUCAGCCCUGAAAGCAAUGACAGCAUCUCUGAAGAACUAAACCAUUUCAAACCUAUCGUUUGUUCACCAUGCACUCCUCCUAAGAGACUUCCUGAUGGUCGUGUGCUCAGUCCCCUGAUCAUCAAAUCAACACCCCGCAAUCUAAACAGAAGCCUGCAAAAGCAGACUUCUUAUGAGGCCAGUCCACGGAUCCUCAAAAAGUGGGAACAGAUCUUUCAGGAGCGACAGAUCAAAAAGACCCUUUCAAAAGCCACCCUCACCUCUCUGGCUCCAGAAACAGGGGAAGACUUACUAGUCUCUGAAGUUAUCCAUGCUAACAAGGAGAAACCACUUAUGGCUUUAAAUACAAAACAGUCCAGUGGGCAAAUGCUCUCUGAGUAUACUGAGCCUACUCCCACUGACCUUGAAUAUUUCCCCUCUGUUAGUCAAAUAAAAGCAGAACAGGGCAGUGAUAGUAAAAGAAGCAAUGAGAUCCCCGUGGAAACCUGCUGUUCUUCAGAAGUCAAAGGGGGAGCCAGUGGGACUUUAUUGGAAAGAGAACAGUUUGAAGGGCCAGGGUCAACCCCAGAUGCCAGCUUAGACAAAAUCUAUAUCAGCACUGCCAUGAAAAUCUCCGCAGGUAAUUCAGUGCUACCCAAAAACAGUGUUUUGGGUGGGGUCCUGAAAACAAAGAAACAGCUGAAGACAGUAAAUCAUUUUGAUCUGCCUAAUGGUGUUCUUGCAGACAGCCGCGGUGAGGAGCCACUUCCGUCCUUACGUCGGGGCCGGAAAAGACACUGUAAGACUAAGCACUUAGAACAAAAUGGCUCCCUUAAGAAACUGCGACAAAGCAGUGGUGAGGUCGGUCUGGCCCCCGCAGACCCAGUACUGCGAGAGAUGGAGCAGAAACUGCAGCAGGAGGAAGAGGACCGACAGCUGGCUCUGCAGUUGCAGCGCAUGUUUGACAACGAGAGGCGGACUGUGAGUCGGCGGAAAGGGAGCGUCGAUCAGUAUCUCUUACGGUCCAGCAACAUGGCGGGAGCCAAGUAGCACCUAAUGGGCAGUAUUUCUUAUUUUUAAGAGGUCUUUGGACUUGAUCAUUUUUCCUGAGGAGCUGAGUGUUCUCACUUUGGGUUUCUUUUAAUGGCAAAACACUGUCUCACAUGGUUCUGAGAGGGUCCAGGCCCUUGGUAGUCUGCAUCCAAGGGGACUACAUCUCUGCCUCCUUGAGACCCAGGCCAGAAGCACUCCUCGCCUCCCAAGUGACCCGCCUGUGGACUUUGGGUCGAAUCUGACUGCACCCACUUGGAAUGAGAUUCAGGAACACAGUGGUCAAAGUUAAACAUGGUAGAGGAAGGAGGGGAUACCAUCCCAAAUUGAUAGACCUCCUGACUUCUUUCAGUAGGAUGGUGUUUUACAUCAGCCUUGCAGAUAAAAAUUAGUUCUGUCUUUUCAAAGAAUAGAACAGGGUAGUUCUUUGGCAGAUCCAAAAUGAUAAGUUGUCACGUGUUCCCCUACCCCCCCACCCUCCUUCCCCUUGCCACAACUAAAUAUGCCUAAUGAAAUCAGUUGACCUAUGAGUCUGCAAAAGUUAAUGUACAUUCCCUGUUUAAAAAAAAACAACAUGUGAUUAAUGCUGUAUGAUUAACAGGCCACAUUCAUAGUCAUUGUUUAAUUUGGUCUUCCCAAGAGACCUUACAUGUCAGUGGUAUUAGACCUGUUUUAAGAUGAUGAAACUGCAGUGCAGAUGGCCAGAUUUUCUCAGUUACUAAAUGGUAUAGCUGACAACAAAUCCCAUGGAUUUUCCACAUUAACAGGUUGCUGUAGUGGAUUGAAACUCAAGGGCAUGCCAGGAAAAGCUGAAUACCAGUUGUGCAAAGUCCACCAGAAGGUUGACUGAAAGUUUAAUCAAAUGCUGUGCACUUGUCCCCACCCCCACAGUUUACAGCCUUCUGUUUUCCUGGUGGGUUCCACCUCUGUCAGAUAAACUACAGUUGGACUGCAUUAUUGCUAUCUACUUGGCCAAGGGUUAUCUGCAAUGUUCAUCUAAAAUCCAAAAAGUGUGGCCAAAAGUCAGGCAAGGGCUGGAACUCUAUUCUUUGGAAACAAGGUAUCUAGCUGGAUGCAGCUGGUAAAUUCAGUCCCAUGGACCUGUGGGGUUUAUUUUCCAUAGCUGGUGACACCAUGUGUCUUUUGCAUCCCUGGUGGUGCUUGGUGCUUCUGCCCAUCUGGGCUCAUUGAGAAUAAGGAUUAAGAUAUGAUUUUAGGGACUCUCAGGUGGGCAUGUAUGAGCUGUUACUAUUAAGUCAUGGCAUUUUAAUGAACUUUCCAAAGCUUAGAUUUCCCAGCGUGUUUUGUCCCCUUGCGUGGCCCCAGCAGAUUAUGCAUAGUUUUUCCAGUGAUGUUGCCAUUGGCAAAAACUUUUGGAACUGUCCUCAAAGUCUAGAAAUUUCUAGAAACGCAGACUCCUAAAUUAUCAGAACUAUAAGAACCUUAUUGGUCGUCUAUUGCACCCUCCUUCCCUUAUUAAAGCAGAACGUAAGGUCCCGAACAGUAAUUCACUGAUCAUGGUUACUAGGGAUUUAUUAUGUUUAGAUUCUUCGGUAAUUUUGCUUGCUCCCUACCCCUUCUCUGGGCAAAUCUCCAAUCUUUGGGGAUAAUCAUAGGGGGAAAAAAAUUAAGUUCAAUACUAGUCAGAAACUAUUUGAAGUUUCUUUAAAUGAAGGUGGUUAUCAAGAGGCAUGAAUGAGGGGCAGCUGUAAAGCAGUUACCCUUGUACAGUUCAAAAACAGUCCCCAAAGAGACGUUCCAGAGAUGUCUUAAGCAUUGUGGUUGUCAUGAGAUAUGUGGAACCUCCUCAGUGAUCACUUUGAUGGGGAGCGUCACUCUCCUGAAUAUGUGUUCUGUGUCCCUAGUAUUUCUGUGCACACGUGCAGAUUUCUGUUUUUAAAAUCCCUUGAUAUUCACACCAUUUCAGUUCUCUGCCCCACCAGCAACAUAUACCUUCCAGAGGCUGCUGGAGGAUUACUAGUGCCCAAGAUAGAAAAGUUGGCAAUGGUCUGCAGAGGACAGGGAGGUAACCUCACUAAAAGCCCUUAGAGAAAACAUUAGAUACUGCAAUUUCACAGUUCCUUUUUGAGCUUAGUAAAUAUUCUUGGAAGGCUAGUCUUAUUGGUAGUAGCAAAGACACGUAUUUUUCCACUUGCCACCUUUUUCUAUGUCCCCAGUAAUUUGAAAGACACUUUUUAGUUGGAACUGAUUUUUGGUUUUGGAAGAAAGAUACAUAUUUUUAAUAGAUAAAGAUUAUAUAUUUUAAAUAUUUCCCCAAAGUAAUAAUUUCAUUUUAAGAAAUUGCAUAGCAGUUGCAACAAGUUUUAGCUUCAGGUUUAGAAUGAGAAGCUACUUCUUGUUGAGAACUAUUCCAAAUGCCCGAUCCAGUCUACUGACUUCCCUCCUGAACCUACUUACUGGUGCCAAAAAUGGCAUUGAUGGUUGUCCCUUUCCAAAUGUCCCACCGAGCUGGAGUCCUUCAGACACAGACAAAGCAGUCUAGGUUAAACAGGGAUGAAGCUUAUUUAAUCUUUAAGGCUUUGGAGGGAAAAAAACCCCACUAAGGUAUUACCUGUAUUUUAAGAUGCUGAGCCCUUCCUGAAAAGCUCCCCCUUCUGUGUGUGAUCACAAAUGGAAUUGUCAGCAUGAAUUAUUUGGAGGAAUAAAGACACGUAAGGAAGCUAGAACGAUGAGGGCCUGUGAGCUAGAAUGAGGGAUACACGAUUUUAGAAAGCAAGCAAAUCACUGGAAUCCAGUUCACUACUAACUUCCUUGCUUGUGCAUUCUAUAUUGUUAUUAAAGGGGAAGUUAUGAGAGGCUGGUGAUGGAGGUCAUUCUGAUGGAAAUCCAGGUAGUGGUGGUCCCUGGGAAGGGGCCUCUCAGCUCUUUUUCAUAGAGUGGGGAAGAUACCUUGGGAACAUAGUCACGGCCAAGUGAUUGUACCUACCAGAAGAGGUCCUCUGGGCCUGUUGGGUUGCUGUCCCAUCAGGGGAUUAUGCAUUCACCCCCUGGCCCCUCUUGGAAAGAUUAAUUCUUCUUGGCUGAAGCUUCCCAAGAGAAUUGUAAGUGACUUCAUAUAAAAAAAUUUUUUUAAAUUUUUGCUUUGAGGAAGCACUGGUGAUAACGCCGUCUGAGUUUUUGGGUUUUUUUGUUGUUAUUGUUCCCUAAAGAAAAAAUGCCCUUAAGAGAUUAAAGCUGCUUAAGUAAUUGUUGUAUGAUUACAAAUUGACUAAAGUGGGAAGGUGCCACUGUGUUUAACUGGUGAAGCUGAUGACCGAAGGCUGUGCUGUUGCCUUUCUGUUCCAUUUAACAAACAUUUCCUGAGCUUCGAACUUGUGCCAACCCUGUGUGGGGUCAUGGAGAUAUGAAGAUGUAAAGGACAGUCCCUGCUCUUGAGCUCAAUGUCUAAUGAAAUGUAUUUGAAUGUAUGUGUGGCUGGAGAGUUUGUUAAUGGUCUAAUGAAAGGCUGCUUCUUAUUAUGAUCUUAUAAUAUUAUCUGGCACCAAGUAGGUGGCCUUGAACAUUUUCAGUAUCCUGAUCAGUGUUUGUGAACUUGAUUAUAACCCUGAUUUCCAUUUUCUAAGUUUUACCAAAAGAGAAUGAGGUGGAAGGGAGAAAAAUUGAAGACUGGAUCAUAAUCAUAAAAUGUUAUAGCUGGAAUGAAUAAAGUCAAGCCCCCCCCUCUUGCCUAAGAUAAAAGGGUCAUGAAGUCCAGUGUCCUAUUCCUUGUUUACCACUGUAAACAGAAGGAUCUAAAUAAGUAGACUUUUAAGUUACACACACAAACACAAUUUGCUAGUGAGAGGGACCCCCAAAUGAUUGAGGAGGCUCUAAAAUUUUUCUUGCAUUUUUAUUUUCAGUUAGAAUUAAAAUGGACCUAUAUUCCCUGAAUAUAUAUCUGGUAGGGAAAAAAACCCUGUCAUGUGAGUAAAGCAAAUAUAUCUUGGGAAAUGAUAUAUUUUUAUUGGAAUGUCAUUUUAAUGGUUACAGGUAAAAACUAGCCAACCCUUCAUUUUCCUUUGAAAAUCAAGUACUUUCUUAAGGACUUAAAUCUUUGCAGCCAAUCUUUUCCUCAUCAGCCUAUGGAGUGGUCUUUUUGGUCUGGUUUUGAGAAGUGAGCAUAAACUGUAUGAGUUUUAUGACAAUGAGGAAAGCCUUCAGUUUUGGGGAGUGGUAGGAGUAGCAGGGAGAUUUCAGGAAAUAGAGGCUGCUGAAUAGACUUUCUCCAAAGAUGUAGAAAUGCAUCUUUACCCAUGAUUGUGACCUACUGUAACUUCCUGAAGAUUAUUCUACAGAAAAGGACUUGACAUUGCAGGGGUCACCAGUUUAGAGGCUGGUUAAAUUGAAUGAAGGAAAAGAGCCAAGACUGUGCACAUUAUUAGUACAUUAUCAGUGUUUUUUUUUUUUCUUUCUUUUUUCUUUUCCUUCCUUGGGAAAAAAAUUCACAUUUUACUUUGUGAGUAAAUGCUUCUUUAAUGUGUAAAUGCGGAGGCAACCUCAAACCUGGGGUGUGCUCCCUUCACAUUUUCUCAAAUUAAGAACUGGCUGGACAAAGCCAAGGUAAAGCCAGGUUUGUUCAUCUUCCUGUUGACAUAGAGUGAAAACAGGCAACGCGCUCCUCAGAAACCAGGCCCCAGAGCUCAAGGGUCACUUUGGACACUGGCAGCAGUCCCACCACUUCUACACUGUGCCAACGAUGGUAGCAAUUGCUGUUCCUCAGUGGUUUCAACCCUCAGUCUCCAGCAGAACACAUAAAGCCUGAGAGAGAAAGGGGAAAAACUUACCUUAAGUACCAACUAAUGGAUUUUCCACCUUGGUACCCUGUUUACUUUCAACUCUGUACAAACACAGUUGUCCUUAACCCCUCCCACCUAGAAAUAGAAAAUGGAUUGUAUACUGGUUUUACUCAACCUGCUGUCUGCAUUAGAAUUGGGGAAGGGGCCUGGGUCCUGAUGGGCUGCCUCUCCUGACUGCCUCUUCUCCGGUUCAUCAUAAAGAGUGUUUGACAAAGACAGAGGACUCAGAACAGGGUGUGCCCUUCGAGGAAUGCUUCUGCCAACAAGGAAAUGUCAUGGAGUCAAAUGGGAUGAUGUGUAGUUUAUUAAAACAAUACCAAAGCGCAUUCUUCACUGUAUAUUUGCCUGCUUGAGGAGAGGCCCAAGUUGAGAACACAGUAAAGCAAACUCAUGAAUAUGAAUGUUAUUUUUCUACUCAAAGUCUUACUUCUGGAGAAGACAGACUGGGGCUAAGC
Condylura cristata (star-nosed mole) is the source of this 6925-nucleotide messenger RNA. RefSeq names its product ring finger protein 169 (gene RNF169). Gene Ontology annotation, biological process: double-strand break repair. The transcript is spliced from 6 exons. Gene Ontology annotation, cellular component: nucleus; site of double-strand break. Gene Ontology annotation, molecular function: nucleosome binding; ubiquitin-protein transferase activity. The record is from RefSeq and is a predicted model, not a curated record. Bases 322 to 1674 code for a protein of 450 amino acids. NCBI's taxonomy places the organism in Eukaryota, Metazoa, Chordata, Mammalia, Eulipotyphla, Talpidae.